This is a messenger RNA of Closterium sp. NIES-67, 3589 nucleotides long. Lineage: Eukaryota; Viridiplantae; Streptophyta; Zygnematophyceae; Desmidiales; Closteriaceae. The record is from the annotation of a GenBank genome assembly.
GGUGAUCGCUGCAUCCGCGUAGGCCGCAAUCGUCGAGAUCGUUGCAAUCGUUCAGGUCAAUCUGAUCAGAUUCGCGAAGUCGCAAUCGUUGCAAUCAUCGUCGAGAUGCACGGUCGACCGGGAGUGACGGCGAAGGCGGAUUGCGUGUGACGUCAGCUCGCGUCCAGACCCUUGGAUUUCAGAACAUCCUCACCGAUCUCCGAUAACGUUGCGUUUCUCGUCGAGAUUCACGGCCGCCACCGCGAGUGACGGUGAAGGCGGUUCGCGUGUGAGGGAAGGGAGGAUCGGACGUCAGUCAGCAUCCAAACGCUUGGAUUUUUCGAACAGAGCAUUUACAUUUUUCUUAGGCGUCUCACCAAACGAAUUGAAUUCAGAGGCUUAGAUUAUUCAGGCAGAUCGUUUAGAUAUUUCAGAUCGUCGUCGCUGACCUUGGAUCGUCGAUCGGCGCGAGAUGCACGGUCGGCCGCGAGUGACGGUGAAGGCGGAGGGCAGCGCGGCGGGGCAGCAGAAGGCAGCGGAGUCGAACAAGAAGGCGCUUCGGCUGCGCGCGUUGCAGGAGAAGGUGCUGACGUGGCACCAGCAGAACGUUUACUCUGCCGAAGCGCUAGCAGCCAGUGCUAGUCUUCUAGAGCUCAACCCCGACGUGUACGUGACGUGGAACUACCGCAAAAAGGCCUUCGCCCACAGAUGCCACGCGCUGGAGGAAGGAGAGGAUGGGGGGAAGAAAGGGGAGGGUGGGGGGGCGGCGGAGGGCGCGGAAGGGGGAGCUGAGAAGGGGGGGAAGAGUGAGGGGGGUGAAAUAAAGGAUGGGGAGGAGAGAGAGGAGCAGGAGGGGGAAGAAAGGGAGAGGGAUGAAACGGCGAGAAGGGAAAAGGAGAGGAAGAUAGAGGAAGCCAAGGGGAAGUUGGCAGAUGAGGAACUCAAACUGAUAGAAACUGCAUUAAGAACGAAUCCCAAGUGCUACGGCGCCUGGCACCACCGCAAGUGGCUAUUCGCCCUCUCCUCCACCGAGCCUCUCCCGAGCCUCGGAGCCAGCCUCGGGCCAAGCCUGCUGCAGGUUCGGAUCAACCUGCGGUCGGAGGCUCGGAUCGCGCGGGAGCAGAAGCUGCUGAAGAUGAUGCUGAGUGCGGAUGAUCGGAACUUCCACGCCUGGGACUACUGGAGGUUCAUCUCCCAUCUCGCUCACGUACCGGUGACCAAGGACCUCGCCUUUACGCUGGAGCGGAUCAACGCCAAUUUUAGCAACUACAGCGCGUGGCACAGCAGAAGCAAGUUGCUCCCCAAGCUCCACUCUCAGCCACCCCCUGGGCCUGCUGCUUCCGAAGGAGGUUUGGGUCAGGGCCCACUAGAUGCGGAGUUUGAGUUGGUUCGCCAGGCAUUCUUCACCGAGCCGGACGACCAGAGCGGGUGGAUGUACCUGCGCUGGCUGCUGCAGCAGAUACUACCUCUCCAGCGCCCCCGCCUGCUCGCCACUUGGCCCACUCCUGGCAGCACUCUGUGCUGCCCUGAGGCAUCUGAAAAAUCUCCUGAAGCAUCUUCAGCUGCUGGAGAGGAUUCCGCCAAAACUGCUGCCGAGGCUGCUGCCAAAGCUGCAGUCCAGGGUCGGAUGUCUGCAGUGCUGGUGUUCUCCGAACCUGUGGUGGGGGUGACCAGGGAGAGUGUGACCCUAACGGGGGCUGGUGUGGAGGUGGGCGAGUGGAGGGCUGUAGGGGGAGAGACAGGCGGAGAGCUGGUCGGGCGGCAAACAGGCUGUGGUGAGGGGGGAACAGGUGGCAAAGUGAGGUCGGGGAGUGCAUCUGUUUGGACUGCUCAGGUCGUUUGCACCACUUCUCGUGACCUAGGUACUGCUGCUGCUGCUGCUGCUGUUGCUGCUUCCGCUGCCGGUGAUGGUGAUGGUUCUUCUGCUGCUGCUCAUGCUGAUGUUGGCUCUGAUGCUGGCGCUCUAUCACCACAACAAGGCCUGGCCUCCUCUUCUGCCGCCGCCUCUUUUCCAACCGUCCAGGUCUCAUGGGCUUUCGCCCGUCCAUCUGCCAUCCGUUCCGUGGCUUCUAGUCACCCACUCUCCCUCUCACACAAGGGGAGCUACGGCAGCAACUUUUUUACACUGCAGUUGCGACCACAAACUGCCAGUGGGUCUCCAACCAUCCACUCUCUCCCCCACGGAACACCAUCGCCUGUGAGCUCUGUUGCUGGAGACUGGACCAACUUUCGAUGGCCCCCCUCCUCUCCGUCAUCCGCUGCUGCUGCUGCUACUGCUGCUGCAACUGGUGCUGGUGGUAGUGCUGCUGCUGCUGCUGCUGCUGCUGCUGCUGCUGCUGGUAGUGGAAACAGUGCAGGGGCAGAGGCGCCGCUAGGGAAAGGCGAGGCGUGGCGGGUGGACGUGAUUCAACGGGAGAUCGACAUGUGUCGCGAGCUCAUCGACCUCGAGCCUGACAGCAAGUGGGCUCUCCUCUCUCUCGCCCGCCUCCUCACCACGCGCCGCCAGCUGCACCACCUCCUGCCGAACCUGCCAGUGCAGGCUCGGGAGGAUGCCGAGGCUCGCGAGGAGGUUCGGUCUCUGCUUCGGCGGCUGGUUGGGAUCGACCCGUACCACAAGGAGUAUUACCGGGAUCUGCUAGAGGCAUUGGAGGGAGAAGAGGACACAAGUUCCACGGAAACCAGAAUCACCACCACCGCCACCACCAGCACCACCACCAGCAACAGCAGCAGCAACAGCAACAGCAACAGCAACAGCAACAGCAGCAGCAGUGUGUGUCUUUCCCACCGGAGUCUCUCCUUCCUGCCGGCACCCCACCAGCUGCUGCCUGCUACCACCGUGCUGCUGACCCAUAACCAAAUGAGCAGCCUCGCAGGUUUCGAGGCCCUUCAGAAUCUUCAAGUCCUCGACCUCUCUCACAAUCAGAUCGCCUUCUCGUCAGCCGUCGCGCCUCUCGCGCACCUCCCCGCCCUCCGCGCUCUCUCCCUCGCUCACAACCUGCUGGGCGCCAGGCCUGUCGACUGCCGCCGCUACAGCCACCCCUCCCCCCGCUGUAACCGCCUCCUCCCCUGGUCGAGACAAUCAGCCAGUGGUGUUGUAACAUCAGGGGAGGUUGGGGAAGGCACGUCCGGGACCCAGUCCGCUGCUGCAGCGGUGGUUCGGCAGCAUCCGAACCUGUGGGCGGUGCUGCAGUGUCUGGGCGGGCUGUACCAGGUGGCGGUUCUUGAUUUGACAGGGAAUCUGGUGUGCCAGUGGGGUGGAUAUCGGGAGCUCGUUCUUGCUCUGCUGCCGCAGCUGGUGCGUUUCGAUGGGGCUAGUACUGCUGCUGCUGCUGGCACAGUUGUUUAAUACCACAGACUACAAUAGCACAGCCUGGGAGCAGGUCCUUGCUCUGCUGCCGCAGCUGGUGCGUUUUGAUGUGGACGUUCUAAUCGAGUAACCACUUAGGUACCUUGGUCCACUAUGCUAUGCUAUCUUGUUAUGUAUGUGGGUUGUCAUGUUGCUUGCUAUGAGCAUAGUAAUUAAGAGAGGAAGCUCAGAUGGUUUGCAGCACGGCCCUCUCCAUGUUCGCACAAGUUGGUUUGCGCAUGUGAAACCUUGUUUGUUACUGUA